UCUGAUUCUGCUCACGCUGUUUGAUGUUCUCACUCAGGACAGUAACUGGGGAGUGAAAUAUCCUGAUAAUCAGAUCUGUGCUGUGAGAGGAUUCAGUGUCUCCAUUCCCUGUAGUUAUUAUUAUCCAACAUCAAAUCCCAUUCAGGUGAAACAAAAGCUUUGGUGCUCAAUGAACUCAAACAAAGAUGUGUGUCAGAAUCCUCCAUAUGUUUAUACCAGUUCAUCAAACACCAAAUCAGACUUUGAGUUCGCUGGAGACGACAAAUCAGACUGUACUUUAUUAAUCCACAAUGUACAGUUUAAUUAUUCUGGAGUCUAUAAAUUCAGAUUUAUUACUAAUGUGACUGGUGGCAUGUGGACAGGGUACCCUGGAGUUACUCUACAAGUUACAGAUUUAAAGGUGUCACUAAUCAGACUCAGUGGAAACGGAACCUUUAAACCAGGAGACUCGUUAAAUCUGACGUGUGAUGUGACCUGCACACAAAGUUCCUCACAGUUUGUGUGGUCUAAGAACAACGAGCUCUUACCUGAAUCAGGAGCCGUUCUUCACUUUCCUGCUCUGACCCUGAGGGAUUCUGGGAAUUACACCUGCACUUGGAAAACCAACACGACAUCAGGAUCUAAAACCAUCAGCCUUCAGGUCGAGGGCCGUUGGUCAGUCUGGAUGAUUGUUUUACUGACAGCUGGACUGAUUCUCCUCGUCUUCACUGUUCCAGCUGUGAUUUACUACAGGAGGAGGAAACUUAAAGCCCCAGAAGAAAACGAUGGGGAAAGUGGAGAGAAAACACAGAAAAAGCAACAGUUAAACCGAGUGCCUCAAGUUUCUGAUGAAGAGGAAGUGACUUAUGCAUCUGUUCAAAUAAACAAAGCAACAACCACAAGUUCACAGACCAGAGCACAGCGAAACCAAGACGUGGCAGAUAAAGGAGGAGUGAUUUAUGCAUCUGUGUGCAUCAAACCCAACAAACCACCCAAACAGCGUGUCCACGCUGAGCCGCAGGAGCAGGACGAUUCUGUAAUCUACAGCGCUGUGAACAUCUGAUGAUGCUUUCACACCUCAUUCACUCACAGUGCAGAUACGUUUUAUUUCGUCAUCGUUACAGCUGUGAUUUUCUUUUCAGGAAUAAACAUAUUAUAGUUUGGGGUUUAAUACCAUAAAAAGUGUCAAGUUAAUUGCUGUAAAUAUCCUGUUUGGAUGGACAUUUAAAAUGAAUUAAUUUUCUGCACAUUUCUUGAACUUUGUGUCAUUUUUAAGUAAAAUGCUUUUUUUUCUGAGGGUGAUUAAAGCCCUAUUCAGACAGGUUUAGUUUUACAGGUGGAGAUGGAGGUUGGAUGGAGGUUUCACAAUAAUGUUUACAUUAUAAUCUUAAUGGAGGUAGAAUAAUACACAAUACACACAUGUUGCACAAUGAUGCAUACAAAGUGAAGACACAUCUGUCUGUGUGAUUUAUACAGAGAACCUGUACCUGUGGGAUUUUGUUUAGAAUGAAUGAAGAUGUCCUCCAGCAGCAUUACGCAAGUGUGGAAAACGAAUCCUGUCUAAAUACAGUGUCAGAAACAAGAUUUUUCAGAUGUUGAUCAUUAAAAACUCCCUGAAUUAAAUAUUAAUGAUCUAAAAUCUCGACACUCUCACGCUGCCACUGUUCUUGAGCAAAAUCUUUAUUAUUAGGUUUAGUGUUUAUGUGUAAAAUAACAUGUUUGCUGUGUAAAGUCUUGUGUUCAUGCUGCAGGUGAUUAUUUUUGGCUGCUGUGUUUCAGUAAAUGUAGAUAAAUGCAUCUUUUUGUCAUUACACCAGAUCCUGAAUGUAGUUUGACUUUUCAGAAUAUAAAUGUAUGAAGGGUUGAGUGUAUCUUCAUGUUUUUAAAUUCUGAGAAAUGUGUUGAGGUUUACUGUAAAGAACAUCCAGUGUUGGAAACCUGAACCUCUGUACAGUCUGCAGUUUUCUCCUCGUUUACUGAGCUGCUGUAAUAAAACAUCUCACUAAUCAGACUACUCUGGAUGUGAACUCAUUCAUUAUUUCAUUAUUUCUAUUAUCAGUGU
This is a messenger RNA of Silurus meridionalis, 2041 nucleotides long. RefSeq lists its product as uncharacterized. The record is from RefSeq and is a predicted model, not a curated record. The coding region runs from base 170 to 1042 and encodes 290 amino acids. The transcript has 9 exons. Lineage: Eukaryota; Metazoa; Chordata; Actinopteri; Siluriformes; Siluridae.